This is a messenger RNA of Racocetra persica, 474 nucleotides long. NCBI's taxonomy places the organism in Eukaryota, Fungi, Glomeromycota, Glomeromycetes, Diversisporales, Gigasporaceae. The record is from the annotation of a GenBank genome assembly.
AUGAAUCAAGAUAAAUUAAAUUUUACUUUGGCUGCACAACUAUAUAACUUAAGGUCACAUAAACAAACAAGUAAUUCAUUCAAUUCAGAUACUACUGCUACUUCUACUGAAGAUAUUAAUGAUGAUCUUAACAAAUCCAGUAAUGACGAGAACACAAUUCAUAAUACUCAAACUUGGGUUAAUGCGAUUAAGAAAUAUUUCAAGGAUACAAACCUUACGGGUGAUAUUACACAGAUUAAAGAUUACUCAGAAUUAGAAAAUAUUCUUAUCCAAUUCUUUGUAGCUUUAAAAAGAAAAGAUGACAAACCUUAUACAUCUACAUCAAUCUAUAACUAUAAGACCUUAAAAAUUACUAUUCCUCGUGAGAAGAAUCAUGCAGGUGGUUUAAAAAAUCUUAGUAAUGCAGGUCAGAUUUUGCAAAAGGCAUUUGGUUUUAUGAUGCUGGACUUGGACGACAUUUGCAUAAAAAGAUGA